AUGCCUGUACUCCGAGUUCGAGGUCUACCUCUAUCACUGUCUGCCAUUGCUGUUCUUCAUAUUUACUGGGUAUCUGUUCAGUUUGGAUGCAUGAUUGGCGCAUUGAUGCCUGGAGAUAUCGAGUAUUGGAUCAUGGGUACCUAUUUGCCAUGCGGGAUUGCCCUAUUCCAUGCAUCCAACAGCCAGUUUCUCUAUGUUGCUGCGCUUCAGAAAAAAUAUGUCCACUACAACAGCCGCUGCAUCCGCUCUUCCCCUGGCUCAAGGCCCAAACCAAGCGUGCUUGGGAAUGCCCCGAAAUUAUUCAUUAUUAUUUGUAUCUCUCUCCUGUGCCAGUCCAUGGUACCGAAAUGGAACAGAAGUCAGAGAUGGGUCGAGGGUGGGAAUGGUAAGAAGUGGCCUGGCAUAUUCUGGCAGGUCUUCUGGUCUUGGAUUUUUGCCCCAAUAAUCCUCUGGAAAUCUCGGCGGAUCCACGAUACGCAAGGCUGGCGAGUCCAGACACUUGGUUGCGCUAUCGCGAAUCUUCACGCCACUCCCAUGUGGCUCAUCGCUCUUUAUGUGCCCGCAAUGAAGUCAGUCAACCAGUACUGGCGGCCGCCACAGUGGAUCUGUCUUUCAAUUCUGGUAAUAGAGAUCUUCACGGUACUUAUUCCCUGCUGGGAGGUGAGGCGUAAUGGGGCUUCUUGUGAAAGGAUGCGCAACCUAAUUGCACAAAAGAAACUGCAACACGAAAUGGCUAUCUCAAAAUAUAAUAGUCUCAGCCCGACAUUUACCAUAGCGAAUACGGCCACAUCUGACUUGAAUCUAGAGAAUAGCACUGCCAGGAUGAGCAACGACACUCGACACAAUACUUUGACCCUCACAAGUCUUGAUUAUAUCCUUGAACAAAACCCCACUCCUCAGAGAUUUGCUGCGCUGCAUGACUUCUCUGGUGAGAAUAUUGCCUUCUUGGUCAGCGUGUCCCAAUGGAAAAAUUCGCUACAGGAGGCCGUUCAAAAUGGCACCGUCCCUAGGGCCGACUGCUACACGAGGGAACAAUUUAACCAAGCCCUAUCUAUAUACGUCGAUUUUGUUAGCGUUUACUAUGCCGAAUUUCCUGUGAAUAUCUCUUCCAGAGACCUUAAAAGACUCGAAGUUGUUUUUGAGGGUCCCGGCCGGGCUCUGUACGGAAACCUGCAUGAUGUUAAUCCUGCCACACCGUUCGAGACGCCCGACGGCUCCUCCAAGGCACGCUUAUCACCGGUGUCAUUGGAAGCGUUGAGCCAGGAGACCCCCAGUUUCUACAUGGGGGCUGUCCCAGAGACAUUCAACACGACAGUCUUCGAUGACGCGCAGGAUAGUAUCAAGUAUCUUGUACUCACCAACACGUGGCCUAAAUUUGUCAAGAACCAUCUGAGUUUGGCAGAUUCAUCUGAUAUCGUGAAGGCGGACAUGGGGUUUGUCUAA
Messenger RNA from Aspergillus pseudotamarii, 1443 nucleotides. RefSeq lists its product as uncharacterized. The record is from RefSeq and is a predicted model, not a curated record. Bases 1 to 1443 code for a protein of 480 amino acids. The transcript is spliced from 5 exons. NCBI's taxonomy places the organism in Eukaryota, Fungi, Ascomycota, Eurotiomycetes, Eurotiales, Aspergillaceae.